CGCUCCUCUAGGCACGCCUUGGUGAUCGAUACUCCUCGGGCAAGCCUCUGACUACUCGGAGACAGCCGGAGUAUUCGGUCCAGAAGGAAAAGUCGUCGCCGGCCUCCGACGACUCGACACUGUCCAAACUCGAGACAGCACUCAUCGGACUGAGCCGGCUGGGCUGAUGGCGGGGCCGGGUGCGCUCUGGGAGGCCCUCUGGGCACUCCUGCCCCGCACGAAAGAGGAGCUGAAGCUGGAGCUGGGAGAGAAGGUGGAGGGCAGCGUGGUGUUGCUGCUGCAGGAAGCCGCUGAGCUCUUCUACGGGGACAGGAGGCAAGAGUGUCUGCAGACCUGCGAGGCGCUGCUCGACUACUCCUGGGAGAAGCUCAACACAGGGCCCUGGCAGCACGUGGACAAGGGCUGGCGGCAGGUGUACUCCUUCAGCUGCCUCCUGAAAGCCGUGUGUCUGUGUGCGCCGCCGGGGGAUGCUGCCUCCGUGGCCGCCGCCCUGAAAGCCUGCGACAUGGGCCUGCUGAUGGGGGCGGCCAUCCUUGGGGACAUCCUCCUUAAAGUCACUGCCGUCCUCCAGAAGCACCUGCUCUCUGGAAAAAGGCCCGCCCCCGGCCCGAGCCAGGAGCCGCUUGGCAUAAAGAAAGCAAGGAAUGACCACGUUCCGAUUCCAGAUAUGACGUCAGAAAGCACGGUGCCCCGGCUUCACUGUCCAUCCCUCCAGUAUUUCAGGAAGCAGUUUUUGGAUCCAGGGAGGCCUGUGAUCUUGGAAGGUGUGGCCAACCACUGGCCGUGCAUGAAGAAGUGGAGUCUGGAGUACAUCCAAGAAAUCGCUGGCUGCCGCACCGUCCCAGUAGAGGUCGGUUCCAGGUACACGGACGAGGAGUGGUCCCAGACGCUCAUGACUGUCGAUGAGUUCAUCAGCAAGUACAUCAGGAAUGAGCCGAAGGACAUCGGGUACCUUGCUCAGCACCAGCUCUUUGACCAGAUCCCGGAGCUGAAGCAGGACAUCAGCAUCCCCGAUUACUGCUGCCUGGGUGCCGGGGAGGAAGAGGAGAUCACCAUCAACGCCUGGUUCGGUCCCCAAGGCACCAUCUCCCCGCUUCACCAGGAUCCCCAGCAGAACUUCCUAGCCCAGGUGAUGGGCAGGAAAUACAUCCGGCUGUACUCCCCGCAGGAGUCAGAGGCCCUGUAUCCUCAUGACACGCACCUUCUUCACAACACGAGCCAGGUUGACGUGGAGAAUCCCGACGUGGAGAAGUUCCCCAGGUUUGCCGAGGCCCCAUUCCUGUCCUGCAUCCUGUCUCCGGGAGAGAUCCUCUUCAUCCCGGUGAAGUACUGGCAUUACGUGCGGGCUCUGGACUUGAGCUUCUCGGUCAGCUUCUGGUGGUCGUAGCCCGAGAGGAGGGUGCCCGGCAAGCAGACGCGCUCGUGGUCACACAUCCUCCGCCCUGUGCCCGGCCCGGCCUGCGCCUAAGGACUCCCUCGCCUUGGCACACGCAGGGCAAGGGGUGCCCAGGCCAGUGUGGGCAGCAGAGGCAGGCGGGGGGGACCCCAAAGGGACAUUCCCGGCCCACAACCCACACAGAAGCUCCGGGGCUCUGAGGUUGGCUGCCUGGAUUCAAGCCUGGCCCUGUCGCUUAACCGCUGCGUGAUGUGGGGCAAGGAACUCCACUGUGUCUCCAUCUGGGGAACAGGGCGGCGGUAGUCCUCACCACAAAGGGCUCUGGGGACGCGGUGUGGGCAGAGCUGCGCUACAGACCUCAGCCACUGUCACCAGCCUUCCUGAUUGUAAA
Lagenorhynchus albirostris (white-beaked dolphin) is the source of this 1787-nucleotide messenger RNA. RefSeq names its product lysine demethylase 8 (gene KDM8). The coding region runs from base 167 to 1387 and encodes 406 amino acids. The record is from RefSeq and is a predicted model, not a curated record. Lineage: Eukaryota; Metazoa; Chordata; Mammalia; Artiodactyla; Delphinidae. Gene Ontology annotation, cellular component: nucleus. Gene Ontology annotation, molecular function: histone H3K36 demethylase activity. The transcript has 8 exons.